AUGGAAUUGCUCUUAACACAACUUCAAGAAAACCCUCUAAACUGGUUUCUUUCAGGUUUUCUUGUUUAUGUCGUUUACUCGUACUUUACACCGCCACCAUAUACCUUACCGAUUGCAAAACAUCCCGAGACAACUAUUUUUAGAGAAUAUUCACCGAAACAACUAAGGGAAUAUGACGGAAGGACUCCACAAACGAAAAUUUAUAUGGGCGUUUGUGGUCAAGUCUAUGAUGUAACCAAAGGACGUAACUUUUACGGUCCAGAGGGCCCUUACGGAAAUUUUGCUGGACGUGAUGCUUCCCGUGGGUUAGCAAAGAAUUCUUUCGAUACGGAUGUGCUCACUCCAAUUGAUCAACCUCUUGACACUUUAGAAGACUUGACAUCAGAAGAGGAAGAGAGCCUUAGGGAUUGGCACAAUCAUUUUUCAGCAAAAUAUGAAUAUGUAGGAAAGCUAGUGAAUGAACCAUAA
Funneliformis caledonium is the source of this 468-nucleotide messenger RNA. The record is from the annotation of a GenBank genome assembly. Lineage: Eukaryota; Fungi; Glomeromycota; Glomeromycetes; Glomerales; Glomeraceae.